This is a messenger RNA of Nematocida ausubeli, 594 nucleotides long. RefSeq lists its product as uncharacterized. The transcript has a single exon. Bases 1 to 594 code for a protein of 197 amino acids. The record is from RefSeq and is a predicted model, not a curated record. Gene Ontology annotation, cellular component: SAGA complex. Lineage: Eukaryota; Fungi; Microsporidia.
AUGGACGGCGGAGGGGAGAGAGACCAGAACAUAAUUACAAAUCUGGGGGAGUGCCCGCCUUCACAGAAGCACAUGCAAAAGAUCCUGACGGAUAACAUGCCAUUCGCCUGCAAUAUCUGCAAAGAGGUUAUUCUUAAAAAGCACAUCUCAGUGCACAUAUGCACUGCUGCAGAAACUAAAAGCCAGCCAGAGAACACAAAGUUCUACGACACGCACUGUGCAGUCAUGGACACGGAGACGGGUGUAGAGUGCACGCGCAGCCUGAACUGCAAGGUGCAUUCGGUUCUUCUUAAAAGAGGCAUUGCAAAAAGGUCUCUGCCGUAUGACACUCUUCUGAAGAAAGUUGUAGAGGAGAGAAAGAAAAGGAAAAUUGAGAAGGAAGAGAUCAAGCUGGACAAGAAGGAGAAGAAAGAAGAGCCUAGCACAAAAAUGGAGGACCUCAUAUGCAGCAAGAUUCUCUCUCAUGUUCCCAUAAUAGAGAAGACCUUUUAUCUUCCAGAAAUCAAGUUUGACACCUUAGCGGUUAGAAGUCUUUUUUUCCAGCCACUCAAGAUAUACAGAAUGCAAAACGACAGAAGAUAUGCAAAAAAAUAA